AGGCGAGCCCUCAACACCAGCCAGGAGCUCCCUGCAAACUCUCCCCACAAAUAACCUCGCAGUAAUCUUAAUGCAAGACGGAAAAGGAGUCGUCGCCCGGGCUCUUUAUAUUUAAAAGCAAAACUUUAAUUCCUAAUGAAUGCGACAACUCAUGUAAAGAAAAUGAUUUCAACUAUUGCCUGUUUAUAAAGUUCGUUCUGUUCCGUGGCCGCCGUCGCUUGGAACACCGCUUAGUUUCCCUGGAAGAUUCUGAGGCUUUCUCAAGAACGCCGGCACUACCAAAACUUCAAGAGCCCUUUGAAUGCAAAGCAGCACAUUGUGUUCCAUAAUUGGUGACACGCGGGAUUCAGUUGUGUUGAAAAAAUGACAGGCAGUGUCUGACAGUGGUGAAGAAAUUCCAUCUAAAAGAAUGACUGUGAUCACCACCUGGCUAAACUAUCGAAAGCAACUCUUGUUUAAAUGUGUUGAAACACACAAGGAGUAUAUUUGGAAUUAGAGCUCUGUCCCAUGACAUUAUCCCUACUCUGGGUGUUCCAAACUAAAUUAUUUAAAAUGCCGCAAAAAAUUAAGCAUGCGGGCAACGUGGAAUUAUAAAAAGAGACUUCACAUCCAGUUUUAGUGCAGAGCUGCCUGUUAAUUAAGUUACCUGUGUUUUUAAUCUUGCAUGAGCAGCUCCCAGCAGUGAAAGAAAUGACUGGGACCUUUUUGUUCCUCCCAGUGAGCCAGUGUGUUAAUAGACUAUGACAAGCUAUCGACCUGUUCAAAAUGAAAAGGUGGAGGUUGGUGGAAUGGUAAUAAGUGGAGUGGACUUUGUUGAAGGUACGAACACACAUGAUUACUAUGCGUCUCCAUUCAGGGUCCAGAAUGGAAACAUUUGCCCUCUGGGUGACAAUGUACCCCGUGCAAAUUCAACUCCUGCCAUGCCAAAAAUGGGAGUCCGAGCUCGAAUUGCUGACUGGCCCCCGAAGCGAGAUGUAAUAAAAGAUGCUGCGAGGGACUUGGGUGGAUCAAUGGUGGACACUGAAUUGGCAAGUUUUCAUAGCGGGCAGUAUUGCCUCAACUAUGACAAUGCUUCCCAUCACCCUCAGGCCCGAGGCCUGCACCACACACCUAGAGGGAAGUCAAAAGAAGCAGAGUUCCAAGGUCACUGGCCCAGGUCUCCAGCCAAAAUGUUUGCUCCAUUGAGAGUUCGAAGUAACAGUGAAGUUACACUCAAUGAACAUGAUGCAGAAGGAGCCCUAGAGCUGAAAGGGAGUGGAAUGCUACCCUUGAGGGAAUAUGGUAGCACUUCAUCUAUAGAUGUUAAUGGAGUGUCAUCUGAAAGCUUUUUUGAUAUGUUGAAGGAGUUCAAAAAUGAAAAGAUCGAUCAACGGAGUUCAGUACCCGAGAACCUCAAGAAGCUCCUUCGGGCUGAUGUCAGCAUGUCCUCCAACCUGAACCUGGCAGGUAACAGCAAGACUGAUGACAGUCAAAGUGAAUCUUCUCAGAGAGAUGAACUGUCAAGCACGUGCAAGGAUAAAGAGAAAUCACGUAAAAAGCAGUCUCGGAAUGAAAGUGGUGAAUCAAUCUUGAAGAAACUGCGCAGCAACAAAAGUGAGCAUGAAUCUGGGAGAUCCAGCUCAGACAAUGAAGACAAUAAAUCCCAAGAAAGCACCAAGCCAUGGGUUUGUCCGAAGAGCUUUGCGCAUUUUGACGUGCAGAGUAUACUGUUUGAUCUCAAUGAAGUGGUGAACAACAGGAACUAUGUACCUUACCGGAGAAACACCACAACUGGUGCCUCAGCUGCAUCAGCUGCUUCACUUGCUGUGUCUCGUUCUCAUGUUCUGGGAGGCCCAGAUUCAAACUUCACUAGCACUGAGGAGGUGAAUGGCAAAGAGAAUCUGGAGCCAGAUCUUGGUGACAGCAAUUGCAAUGAUCUGCUCCUAAACUGCCCUCAUUUCCGCAAUGAAAUGGGUGGGAUUUGUGAACACAAUAUAAGCUUAUCAAAAGCUAGUAUGACUGCAGGUUGUGAAGGUGGAUUUCCGAAGGUGGUUUGGAACCCAUACUGCACAAAUGCAAGUGUUUCUGAACUAGAGGUCCCAAAAGAGAGGCAACUCCGCCAGGAAAGACUGAAGCAAUUCAGCAUCGAGCAUGUGGAUCGGGGAGCCAAAUACUAUCAGGAUUAUUUCCAUGGGAAAGAACACUGGAAUUAUUUUGGAGUGGAUGAAAAGCUGGGCCCAGUGGCAGUGAGCAUCAAGAGGGAAAAGCUGGAGGACAGCAAAGAACAUGGACUUCAGUAUGUCUACCGAAUAAUCUUCAGGACAAGUGAGCUCAUUACAUUAAGAGGAGCAAUCCUGGAGGAUGCAGUUCCAUCAACAUCGAAACACGGUACAGUGCGAGGGCUCCUGCUGAAAGAGGUAUUGGAAUCUGUAAUACCAGAACUGAGCAUUCAGUGUCUGCGGCUGGCAUUCAACACUGUAAAAGUCACAGAACAGCUGCUGAAACUGGAUGAACAAGGGCUCAGCAGAAAACAUAAAGUCGGUAUUCUGUACUGUAUGGCCGGCCAGGGUACUGAGGAAGAGAUGUACAACAAUGAAGAAUCAGGCCCUGCGUUUGAGGAAUUCCUGGAGCAGCUUGGAGAAAAAGUACUACUUACGGGCUUUACAAAAUAUGCAGCUCAACUGGACACAAAAACUGGCUCGACUGGUACGCACUCUUUGUACACAACUUACCAGGACUAUGAGAUCAUGUUCCAUGUGUCCACCAUGCUUCCGUACACCCCCAACAAUCGGCAGCAGCUCCUCAGGAAACGACACAUUGGCAACGACAUCGUUACCAUCAUUUUUCAGGAACCAGGGGCACUACCAUUCACACCAAAGACUGUACGCUCUCAUUUUCAGCAUGUGUUUGUCAUUGUCAGGGCCCAUAAUCCAUGCACUGAGAAUGUGUGUUACAGUGUGGCAGUGACCAGAUCCAAGGAUGUCCCACUCUUUGGGCCACCCAUUCCAGAUGGUUUCUUUUUCGGCAAAUCUGAUGUUUUCCGAGACUUUCUGCUGGCCAAGGUCAUCAAUGGAGAAAAUGCAGCGCACAAAUCUGAGAAGUUUCACGCUAUGGCAACUCGGACUCGACAUGAAUACUUGAAGGACCUGGCGGAAAAUAGUGUCACAAACACCCCUGUGGAAUCUGCUGGAAAAUUUAACCUCAUUUUAUUGACCACCAAAAAGAAGGAGAAAACAAAGCCCCGGGUGGGGGCUGAGCUGUACAGUGCCGGGGCUAUUACGUGGCGAGUUUAUGCACAGGAUUACAGCCAAGGACUUGAGGUGGAGUGCAUUCUUGGGAUCUCAAAUGAAUUCGUUGUGGUUAUCGAACAAGGAACCAAGGAGGUGGUGUUCAACUGCUUUAGUGGGGAUGUCAUAGGCUGGACCCCCGACUCAUCGACGAUCAAAAUUUUCCACGGGAGAGGUGACUACAUUCUUGUAAGAGUGUUAGAGGAGAAUGUGAAUGACAUUAAGGAAAUUGUUCAGAGGUUGAAGAUUGUAACAGAAGGAUGUGAAACCAUUGACAUGACUCUGCGGAGGAACGGGCUCGGGCAACUUGGGUUUCAUGUCAAAUAUGAUGGCACGGUGGCAGAAGUGGAAGAAUAUGGAUUUGCUUGGCAAGCUGGACUAAGACAGGGAAGCCGACUGGUUGAAAUUUGCAAAGUGGCUAUAAUAACGCUAACGCAUGAUCAGAUGAUUGAUCUUUUGAAGACGUCAGUGACUGUGAAGGUGGUCAUUAUCCCACCCCAUGAAGAUGGGAGCCCUCGCAGGGGUUGCUCGGAGUUGUACAAAAUGCACACCAUGGACAUGAAAGGUGAGAAUGACAACAUACCACAUGGGUUGAGACCACCCUACAGAACCAACGCUCUGCAGUGGAGCAGUCCCACAAUUCACAGUGCGUCACUGCCUCAGCGUUGGACAGGAUCUACACACAAUCCGAUAUCAAACUGGAGUCAGACCUCCAAACAACCGGGAAUCCCAGUUGCGUAUAGUGAUUCACAAGCCAAGAACAAGCGACCAGUUAGCUACCCAGAAACUCUGUACAGUACAGCAUCCACUGCUGCAGUUGAAAGAGGUCAGCCAUUUCGUAAUCCUUCCGGAAGCUUCUCUUCACCGGCAUCAGGAGGCAUUCUAUCCAGUCGACGACAAGCUAUUAAUGACAGGUUUGGUGGAGGAGCAAGCCAACGCCCAGUUGCACCUUACGAGUAUCAUAACAGAGAUGAUGUGAUGUCAAGUGGUGACUCUUCAUCUGGAGGAUUUACCAGCCAGGACAGCACAAUUGAGCGAAAUAAGAAUGAUCCUGUGUGGCACAUACCAACCGUGCCCAAAGUGUACUCACCUUCUGGAAACAAUAUCAAUAAACGUCUCCCUCGACAAGAGCUAGCAGGCAAGGAUUCCCCCAACAGACAUUCUAAAGGUGAUGCUCACUACUCCAGCCAGUCAAGUAGCAAUACCCUGUCUAGCAAUGCCUCCAGCAGCCAUAGCGAUGAAAGAUGGUCUGACAACAUGGAGCACAUGGAGGUUGACCUUGAGACCUCUGCGAAAGGAGCAUCCAGUGACAGCGGCAUUGACACCACCCUUCAUGCAUCUAGUUCAUUUGCUUCAGGCACAGCAACAACUAAAUCUGCAAGACCAGCACCGCAGAGAGAGAAACCCCAGAAACCAAUGCAGAGCUCAGCCACCUACUGUGGACUGCAGGAGUACAACAGCCGGGUAUUCGACCGGACACCGCCUCACUUAGAGAGGAGGAGGGACUCCUCACCAACACUCAGCACCAAUGGCCAAAAUAAAGGAUACAGAAUGAAAAUCUGUGGUCCUUCUAACAACAGCAGCACCAGCUUCAGCAUGAACAAUAAUGAAAACAUGCAUCUGAGCACACUAAAUUGCAGACCAGGACAGGUCCCUCAUGUUUACAAGACCCCACCUCCGGAAGUAUCUAAGCCACCGGCAGUGCAUGCCCAGCUCUCGGCCUCUGCCCCCAAAUCUUUCUACUCCUAUCAGAAUGUGAAGAAUAUGUGCCCAACUGGGUGGAAAAAACCAACCGCUACCCCGUGCCGAUCAUCUGGAUUCACAGAAGCAAAAACAACUUCCAGCGUUGCCUCUACGAAUGUCUUUGGACAGCCCAGGUUGCGAGCAUCACUCAGAGACCUCCGAUCACCACGCAAGUCCCACAAAUCAACCCUUGAAGAAGAUUUAAAGAAGCUAAUUUUGCUGGACAACCCUUUGCCAGAGCAAGAUAAAGAAAUGCUUCAUUCUUCACGAAAGACACUGCAGAGGACUCUGUCAGAUGAAAGCAUCUGCAGUGGACGGAGGGAAGCUGGUUUCUCCAGUUCCCAGAUUGCAGCUCUUGACCAGGCACUGCCCAACGAUGUGAUCUUCACCAGCACAUAUCCUUCACAAACACUGCCUACACGCAGAUUGACCCAGCCUCCAGCAGCAAUAAAUCUUGAAAAGAAAUCUAACAUUUCUGCCUCCGAGCUGUCCUUGACUGAUGUACGUGAUCGAAUUCCUGUGCGCCGUAACGAUCCAGGGCUGAUGCCUCUUCCGGACGCAGAGUCCGAGUUGGAAUGGUCCAGUCUGGUCAAUGUUGCCAAAGCGUACGAAGUCCAGAGAGCGGUUUCCCUGUUCUCGCUGAAUGAUGCGUCUGUUGGAUCAGAAGUUGGACCAACUUACACUAUACAUAUGCACAAUACCCUGGAGCGACAGUCCUCCCCCCGAGUGCCACAUAUUUUGAGUGACGAGCCAGCAUUGGCACUAUCUGGGAAAGUCUACCAGCUUGAGAUCCAAUUGAAGCAACUCCAGGACGAUUUGCUAAAGGAGAAAGAGGAUAAAAUUGUCCUGCAGGCAGAGGUGGCGAACCUGAGAGUUAACAAUCAGCGUCUCCAAGAGGAAUCCCUUUCAGCCACCGAGCAGCUGAGGAAAUUUGCAGAAAUAUUUUCCAGCACCAUAGAGAAAAAGUGAACUCCACCAGCCCUCCCACAGAAUCUCAACUCAGUUUAUUUUUCUCUUACAUCAUCUACCUUUUGGAGCAACUGUAACCUGGAGUCACAGUCCACCUCAGUUUGGGGGCAUAGAAUUCUGGAACUUGCUGAACCACAGCAGCCGUUUUACAAAACUUGCAGGUGGUGUUAGCUUUCUGACAGACACUGGAGGUCGAGGGAAGGAUUGUGAGCUGUUCGGAAGCUAGUGGGCACUGCUGACCCUUGCAGAGCCAGCUCUGCCUGUACUUCCUUUCACAUCGUAGAACGGAACUGGUCAGCAAAGAUGGCUUUUCAAUAUCACAGGCAGUAGUUAAGUCUACAAGCGUAACCCUAACCCUUCCUCCCUACUGCCCCAACUCCUGCUAGCUACCAUUCAUCAAUAGUUAUUAUCCAUUGAUAAAUGUUUGAUCAAGUGUCUUCCUCCAAAACUUGGCAGGUUCAGUAAAGACUGUCAGGGUUAUGAGCUUUAGCAGAAACCUUUCAGACAGAAAUUAUGCUUCACUAAGUAUAGGGUGCCCUUUUUUAAAAUUAGCUGUGUUUUUAAAACCUCAUUUUUUUCCUCAAGUGGUUACCAGCUGCAGAAAAACCACAGUGUUUACUCCAGAAUAAACCUGUCUGUCCAUGGGAUCACAAACCAGUAUGUCCCAGUGUAUUCACACCGCAUUUUCCCUGCUUCAUGCGCACAACACUCUAGCUCUCUCGUAUUUUGUGUUCUUUUAAAGUUGCAGGUAGACUUGAGGGGCAAGGCAUCAUCCUCUACAAAUUUUAGGACACGGGGAUGAGAAGGUUCCAAGUCUAACCUUUCAGUCUGUAGCAGCUGGAUUUGGGCUGCAGACUCGAGAGGUGCAGCUGGCUCCUGGACCCAUGGAGGACUGGGUCUGUGGUCCUCAUCAUUGAGUAGUGACUGCCCUUAGGUCUCUUUCCACCCACUACUAAAGAAAAUGCUUUUUGUGUGCAGUCAUAACUACGAUGCUCUCUGCAGCUGACCAGCUCAUCGUCCUAAAUCUGUGUGCUUGGAAAAAUAUCAGCAAGGUUGAAUGGAGGGGAGAGAGGAAAAGGCCACCAAGUAUGUAACAGUUCCCCUCAACGCAAAGCCUUGAAGGAAGAGGUGGGGUGAUCAAAGUGGGACAAGUGGCAAACCAUUUAAAACUGAGUGUAGGAGUUUCAUCAUGAACCAUGUGGUUGCAAUAGUAAUACUAUGCUCUCUGACCCUCUGAUAAUCUGCAAUGCAGUCAAUAGAUUUCAAUAAAGCUAGUUAAUUUUGAAAGUUUUAAUCAAAAGGCUUUGUUUCCAAUAUAUAAGAGAAAGUAAUAUUGCAAAUGAUAUUUAAAAAGCAGUCACCCAGGUCUAACAUUAAUAAUAGGAAGUUAUUAAAGCACUUUCUCUCAGACUAAAUUAUUUUCUAGAAAAUUCCAUUUUAAGAUCGCUCAGGAAGUUUGAUCUAAUAAAUGUAAAUGCUCUUUGUAUACGUUAUAUUUGUAUAAAUUGCUUUAGGUUUUUUUUAAAUUCAAAACUUAAUCAAAAUUGGAAUUACUGAGGUGAAUCAGUGACUACUGAAUAUUCUGGAAUUUUUGUGAUCGUCCCUUUCUCAGGAUUAUACACUGCAGAAAAGACUAUUAUAGAAAAAUCUCAUUGAUUAAACAGGAGAGCCAGCAGCUGAAUGUUAACCUAGAGCUGCCAAGUUGAUGCAGUCAUUUUGAUUUGGUUAAACUACGAUUUUAUAUUUUGUUUGAAAUCUGUUCUUGAAAGGGAAACAGUCUCAAAAUGAGCUGGAACCGGCCCACUGGGUUCCUUUCGUCCCCCUCUUGUGAGGAUCUGAGGGGAAAGAAAAAACACAUGCACCUGUGCUAGUCUGGCUACGGGUUGUCUCAGAGGAUGGGAUCCAACACAGCAAGUCAAUGCCAAUGGCUGGGUAGAGUUUUCACCAGGCCAGGUACCAGCUUGAUGUUCAGCAGUUGUAGUCAGUGACCAUGUGGGAUUUUAGCAUCUCUGUUCACAGGCACCUGUUUAGACACCCCCUGGCUGUUCAACACUGAAACAAUUCUGUUCACAAGCUCUCGUUGUUAUUUUAGGCCCUAUUGUUUCUUGAUCUGUUUCUACACGCAGCCCCUAAUAUUUGUCUGAAUCCAGUGACUAUGAAAUGGUACUGUGUGAAGCAGUCAUGCAAGAAUGCUUGAUACUCAUUCAUCUGAAAUUGUUUUGCUGGAUGUUCUGAGGGGGGCAGUUAACAGCAUUAAUCAAGCUUAACACUUCCACUAAAGGACUGUUGAAUACGUGAAGCACCUGUGCAAAAAUAUUCACAGUGCCAUCUCUCAGAACUGCAGGGUGGAUCGAUUUUUCGUUGUUUGAAAUACGCUGUGUGGUUCCAUGGGGAGCAGCACAGACCUGGCAGAGAGCUCCAAUGAUCCAAUCAAACGGAUGGCACAAACCAUCAGAUCCAUGUGUCGAGCAGUCCGGAGAUUGUUACAAGCUCAGACUUGCAGCUAGCAUAUGUUAGGCAAAAGGAAUGAGGAGAAUCCAAGAUCCGAGGAAGUGUGCUACUGUGGUUAAGGGAUAAUUGAUAUAAUAGAACCUUAUGGUGUGGCCGGUGUCACCUUUGCUGCAAAGUAAACCAUAUUGUUUGUUAGAAAUAGUGUGUUCAUGUGUGUCCAUGAUAAGAGGGUGGAAAAUACUUACUGUAGUUAAACUGCGCUACAUAAGUUAAUACUUUUCAAACUUAAACCAAAAACAACUGCCCUCUAUUGUGACUGUUCCCUUACGGAUAAUGCAGUCCUCUUUACCACUGCGUGCUGACAGCAUGUGAGUUUGCAAUUUCUUGUAUAAACUGGACUACAAAAUAACUUUUUAUAAGACAUUUGCAUAAAUAGCCUAAAUCUGAAGCUGAACAAGUAGGGAAAGAAAUGUUCCAAGCAUUGCAGCUGCAACCAUCAAUGUCUUAAAAAAAAGUUUACUUGGAAUUUUAUCAUUCUGUGUAAUAUUUGUGUAUAAAGAGUGAAGAAGUCUUAAAUUUUAUUGUUUUUGUGUGGUGCAGGUUUUCCAAUGUAUGUUUUCUCUGUGUAGGAUUGUUGAUGUGAUUUUAUUGAUUUUUAUUUUUGGAGGGGGGACAGUUUUUUGAGUAGUGUGUAAUUUAUCCAUUCAUCAUAUUUUAUAAAGACAUCAAGCUUUCAGAUGAGGUUUGUAUUUAAUUUGUGAUCAUUUUUGUCAAUUCAGCUACUCCAUCAAUGAAUCUGCUUUCACGUUUUUUCAUUCCUUUCGCAUGUAUCAGGAAA
Messenger RNA from Stegostoma tigrinum, 9267 nucleotides. It is a transcript of the gene sipa1l3, whose product is annotated as signal-induced proliferation-associated 1 like 3. The coding region runs from base 741 to 5978 and encodes 1745 amino acids. The record is from RefSeq and is a predicted model, not a curated record. The transcript is spliced from 23 exons. Lineage: Eukaryota; Metazoa; Chordata; Chondrichthyes; Orectolobiformes; Stegostomatidae. Gene Ontology annotation, cellular component: plasma membrane; cytoplasm; Golgi apparatus. Gene Ontology annotation, molecular function: protein binding; GTPase activator activity. Gene Ontology annotation, biological process: epithelial cell morphogenesis; establishment of epithelial cell polarity; activation of GTPase activity.